CCGCUGCCGUGCGGGUACAAAGUCCCGGGGGGGGCGGUGCCGCCGGGAGCUCCGUGGGGAGAGGUGCCGGAUGCCGGGGCUGUGCCGGUGCCCGCCAGGGCGGUGACUCCCCCGGACAGCCGAGGCGUCACCGCAGCGGGGAGCACCAUGGCCAAGCGGCUGCUGGUGGCGUAUGCGCUGUGGGCGCUGGGGGGGCCGCUGGGGCUGCACCACCUGUACCUGGGCCGGGACAGCCACGCGCUGCUCUGGAUGGUGACGCUGGGUGGCUUCGGGGGGGGCUGGCUCUGGGACUUCUGGCAUCUCCCCGCCUGGGUGGCCGCUGCCAAUGGGGCGCCUGGGGGGCGCGUGGGGGCCGUGCCGGCACUCAGCCCGCUGCGCCUGGCGGGGCAGGUGGCCGUGGGGAUGUAUUUCGGGCUGGUGGCGGCGGUGGCGAUGCCGUGGGUGCCGGCGCUGGUGGCGCAACCGCUGGCCGUGGGGCUGGGGGUGCAGCUGGUGGCCUCGGUGGGGGACCAGACGGCGCGGGCGCCCAGCACCCUGGCCGCAGCCUUCGUUGUCUCCCUCCUCUUCCAGGGCCGGGUCCUGGCGGUGCUGCCCGCCAGCCUGGCCGCCAGUGUCACCGCUCAGCGUCACCGGUGCUACAAACCCCUCGGGGCAGCGCGGCCCCGGCUGGCCGCCCGGCUCUACCGCCUGGGGCUGGCGUGCCUGGCGUUUGCCGCCCCGCUCGCCUGCCGCGGGCUCUGCGGGGCCGCCGGGGUGCUGGGCGCCGUGCUGGCGCUGCCGCGGGCGGUCACUGAGCUCCUGCUCCUGCCCCUCCGCGCCACCGGGCUCCUGGCGGAGGUUCUGGGCUUCGCCGGUGGUUUCCUGGCGCGGGAACGGAGUGGCCAGGGCGAGCGGCAGCAGCGGGCGUACGAGGUCCUGGGGCUCCUGCCCGGCUCCUCCGCCGAGGACGUGCACCGGAGCUACCGGGAGCUGGUGAAGCUUUGGCACCCGGACCACAACCGGCAGCGGGCUGAGGAGGCCGAGCGCCGUUUCAUUGAGCUGCAGGAGGCCUACGAGGAGCUGCUGGGGCACAGGAGGGCGGCGGCAGGGUGACAGUGACAGUGGCAGCGGGGUGACGCGGGGACCAAGGGCCGGGGGGAUUUGUAAACACGAGGUUUCCCUCUC
Columba livia (rock pigeon) is the source of this 1164-nucleotide messenger RNA. RefSeq names its product DnaJ heat shock protein family (Hsp40) member C22 (gene DNAJC22). Gene Ontology annotation, cellular component: membrane. Lineage: Eukaryota; Metazoa; Chordata; Aves; Columbiformes; Columbidae. The record is from RefSeq and is a predicted model, not a curated record. The transcript is spliced from 3 exons. Bases 148 to 1092 code for a protein of 314 amino acids.